CGUAUAUAGAGUGUAUUACAAUGGCGUGGCGUUAUAAGCUUGGAAAGUGUCUUCAGGAGGUCCGUUUCCUUUAUUGCGAGAGCUCGGCAGGCAGCAAGGGUGUCCGUGAUUUUAUUGAGAAACAAUACUACAGCUUGAAGGCCAUGAACCCAAUUCUCCCCAUCAUCGUGCGAGAAUGCGACGGAACUCGGGCAAAGGUGCUUGCUAGAUACGACUACAACAAUAUGCGCGAGCUUGAUCUGGAAGAUAUGACCGAUAAGGAAGUGGAGAACUGCAUGAAACGUUUGGUGGAAAUAGGAGAAGUGAUGCCAAAGUGCCCCACAGCUAUCCCGAGACCCGAGUCUGUUGUUUAAAGUAAAGCUAUAUAAAUU
Molecule: messenger RNA, 371 nt
Organism: Blastocystis hominis
Lineage: Eukaryota; Bigyra; Opalinata; Blastocystidae
Product: subunit NDUFA2
Exons: 4
Coding region: 21-353 (110 amino acids)
Source: RefSeq, a predicted model, not a curated record